This is a messenger RNA of Cuscuta campestris, 2914 nucleotides long. The record is from the annotation of a GenBank genome assembly. NCBI's taxonomy places the organism in Eukaryota, Viridiplantae, Streptophyta, Magnoliopsida, Solanales, Convolvulaceae.
CGCCCCAGAAGGAUGAACCCCUCAAGAAGAGCCCAGAAAGAAAAAGAAAUGAGGCAGGAGAGAGAUGUGGUGUCUUCUUCAAAAGGGUUGUUUUGCCCCUUUCUCCUUCGCCUGUGAUUUCUUCCAUCUUCAUCCUUUACCGCCCGCCAAACAACCCUUUUAUCUCAUUCUUUCCUACUGAAAGAGAAACUAGCUAUGCAUAUAUAUAUAUAUAUAUAUAUACAUAUAUACACGCGCACACACAUACUCCGUACAUGAUAUACUACUAGUACUUCAUUUCUUCUGCUCUGUUCUGUUCUGUCUCUGUUUCUAUGGAAAAAGAAAAGCUUUUUGAUGAGGCUGUGAUGAUGAUUCUCCGCUCUGCUUCUCUCUCUUUCCGGGCUUCUGGACAUUUUGGGAUGACCCGACCCGUAUCUUGGCGUGGCAAUCCGGAAUUUGCAGCCAUGGCGGCCAGGGCUUUCCGAUUCGUCACGUUGAGAAGUAGAUCUGAGCCUCACCGUCUCGGAAAUUCGUGUUCUGUGAAAAUUGGGUUGGGCGUCGGUAUGAUUCUGACCCGUAUCUUGGCGAGGCAAUUACUACUGUUUGUUUGAUUGCGAAUUGCGUGGUAAUUUACUGGGUUUGUUGUUGUUGUUGUUGGACAGGAAAAGGUUGGAAUAUAUGAGAUUGUCCUCCCCAAUUAGAAUACGAACCAUGCUACACUUGCACCAAAAUUGUGCACCCCCUUGGGGUACAAAUAGCUUUAUCCAAAAAAGAAUUAUUACACUUGGGCUUUGUUUGGUUCUGACGAGUAAGGUCUUGUUUCUGAAAACCUUUUCAAAUGAUAAUGCUAAUCUCUAGAUGCCAAACGGGGCCUAAAACUCAUCAACAACCAUUGGUGAUGUAGAUAUAAUGGAGUUGAGUCAAACCUCUCCACAAGAUUCAUUUAUAUAUGAAGGCUUGAUUUGUAUAUCAAGCUAAACCCGAAACCUUGAACCCUUAAUUUUAGGCUGUGAUGAUUAACUGGUUUCUAAACAAGAAAUUGGGUUUUGUACCCCCUGGCGUGGUAGCUUUUCUUGCAGCCAUGGUGGGUUCAACCUUACUUCUCGUAUUAUGAAAGAUAAGUUGAAUCUGAGCCACUUUGUUUAUUAAGGAGUAGGUUCCAAUGCACUCUUUGGUCUUGUUUGGGACCAAUGUUUUUAAUUAACGUUUUAGAUCAUUUCUCAAUGAUGCAAAGAAACUUUAAAAGUGUACUAGUGUUGAGAAUUGUCAUUAGAUUUCAGCUUCUUCUUUUUUUUCAAAAUGUUGAAGCUAAAUAUGGAAGCUUUUGCCAAACGUCCACUUUGUUUGCUGCCAAAUAUAGAAGCUUUUGAUAUAAAAGGGAAGAGAAAGAACAAAGUGUUGAAUCAUCCAACUGUUGAUGGCUGAUGUUUAGCACGCUCUAGGGAGAUAUUAUAUUUUUCAUGUGAGAAGCUAGACUAGAUAUAAGAUGCUGAAGUAGAGGAUGUAUUGGGAAAAGGUUAUUAUCCCAUCCCUGAGGGCCCCUAAGAGAGAAGGUAAAUUGUAAAUUUGACUUUAAUUAUGGGUUUGUGUCAAAUAGUGGAGCAUGCACCUGCCACCUCGUAGUUGCAAAGGCUCUUUGCUUACAUAGUUAUCUCCCAACGCAAUUUCUAGGAAUAGAACUCGGGUCUAACUUUACUUCAGUGCAGAGAUGUAUUGGAUUUUUCAAGGGUGGUUGCCAUCUCUGCAAGCAGCCAAUGACCUCAUUUGUAUGAGGAAACAGUCAAACAACCCUUUUGUAUUGAAAUAUUUGCACUAAAUAGCACUAAAACUUAAGUCAUUUUCCUAAAUAGCAUUAAACUGUUUUAUUCCCUAAAUAGCACUUAAUAAUGUCCAUAAUGUGCAAAAAACACAUGUGGUGCUAUUUUGGAAAGUCAUUAUGUUUUACACAUCCAGCCAUGCAUAUAUAUAUUGGUUUCUGACCAUGUCUCUUAAGUUGUGUUGCAAGGAAUGACACUUGCAUUGUUAAAGAGGCUGUGAUGAUAUACAUUUUUUCAAUGACAAUUAUGUGAAUGGCUUUUACUUUAGUCCGGCGUGGCAAUAUCAGAGGGUCUUGUUGACGGGGUCAGACACGUUCUUUCUCCAGUUUUUUCAAGGCAACUGAUGCUUGCAGCCUGGCAUGUUUAGCAUUUUUUUCUUGAUUAAAUGGGCGAAAAUCUGAGCCUCACUAUUUGAAAGAACAAAUAUGUUUGUGUUUUUAAAUGAGGGUGGUUUUGGGAUUUCUGGGAGUUCUAAUUUCUCAACUGUUUAACCAUCAUUUGCCUGUUACUAACAGCCAUAUUAGAGUUUAGAUCUCUCCAAACGCUUCCAUAAAGUCUUUUUUGCUUAACCUUAUUUGUUUUUUCGUUUUACCUUAUAUGUUUCUUUUGUUUAACCUUAUCUGUUUUUGAUUUUUAACCUUAUUUGAUUUUUUUUUGUUCACAUAUGAAAUUUCAUUCAUCAGUGUUCUAUUUGACCAUACAUUUCUUUUCUUUUUGCUUCUUCUCUUACGUUAUCCUUCCCAUUAUCUUUUCCUCGUGUUUUCUGGAUUCUUUAUCAUAUGUAUAUUAGGACUUACGGAAUUUUUAUAAAAGGCAAGUUGAUCUCUCAUAAUUUUGGGCCACCAACAUCUUUUUCGCUGUUUUUUACCUUUCCAUUUUAGAAUACAGAUUCUUCAAUUGCAGAGGUUGAAGAUGAUUCUUCGCUCUGCUUCUCUCUCUCUCUUUCUGGGCUUCUCAACAUUUUCGGAUGACCCGACCCGUAUCUUGGUGUGGCAAUCCGGAUUUUGCAGCCAUGGCGGCCAGGGCUUUCCGAUUUGUCACGUUGAGAAGUAGAUCUGAGCCCCAAUGUCUCCUGAAUUCGGGUUUUGGGAAAAAUGGGUUGGGCGUGGGUAUGAUUC